AAUCUGGAGGCUGAGACUGGCCCCCCUGCCUCCGUAAGAGCCUCCCUCCUGCGCCCGCCUCCGGCCGCGGGGCUGGGGGCGCCGGGCGAGCCAGGGCGGCUCUUAUUGCGAAGGGGCCGGAGGGGGGCUUCAUUUCCUGACAGCUAUUUACUUAAAGCAAAUGAUUAGUUUUGGAAGGAUGGACUAUAACAUUGAAUCAAUUACGGGGCGCGGGUUGUGAGCCCGUUGCAGUCGGGUCUGGAGGGAGGGCGAGCGGGAGGGAAGGAGCGCGGCUGAGCGGGGAAAGUCACAAAAGACGUGGACAUAUUUUGGAUAUUUUACAAUCUGCGGGACUAUAGCUGCGGAUUGGAGUGGAGAAGUCAAUGAAACCCCUCUUGGCUGGAUGCCAGUGCUUGGCAGUGAGUGUUUGGAAGACUGGCUCCUUGUUGAUAAAAGUUCUUCUGAUGUUCUUUUCCUGAUUUUUUUAUCAUUAAAGCACACAACAGAGUUGUCGGUAGCGAUGGGUACUUCCCCAGGGACAUUCCUGAUCCUGGGAUGUUUCCUCACAGGCCCGUUCCUAACAUUUUGCCAGCUUCCUCUGCCGACUAUUGUUCCCAACAGAAAUGAAAUGGUUGUACAGCUCAAUUCCAAUUUCACACUCAAAUGCUCUGGAGACAGCGAAGUGAGCUGGCAGUACCCAGUGACCGAGGGAAGCCACAGGAUAGACAUCAGACAUGAAGAGAACAACAGUGGCCUCUUCGUGACAGUGCUGGAAGUAGGAAAUGCCUCAGCUGCUCACACGGGCCUGUAUGUUUGCUAUUACAACCACACUCAAGUGGAGGAUGGGGAAGUGGAGGGGAAGGACAUCUACAUCUAUGUGCCUGACCCAGACAUGCCUUUUGUUCCUUCCAUACCAGAAGAUCAGUUCAUCCUAGUAGAAGAAGGUGAUCCCACCAUUAUCCCAUGUCGGACGAGUGACCCAAAUGCUCAAGUGACUUUAAUUAACAGUUUAGACAAGGCUGUGUAUGCUUUCUAUGACAACAAGCAAGGCUUCAUAGGAAACUUCCUUGCGGGAUCAUACACAUGCAAAACAACAGUUAAAGGUGUGGAGUUCAAGUCUGAUGUGUUCCUCAUCUAUAUUUUAAGAGCUACUUCACAGCUGCCGGUUGAAAUUGAAGCUCUUAAAACUGUCUACAAAACAGGCGAGACCAUCGUAGUAACUUGUGUGGUCUUUGACAACGAGGUGGUUAAUUUACAGUGGAAUUAUCCUGGGAAAGUGAAAGAAAAAGGUGUGAUAAAACUUGAUGAUAUCAAAGUCCCAUCGCAGAAGCUGGUUUACACCUUGACCAUUCCUGAGGCAUCAGUGAAAGACACAGGGGAUUAUGAAUGUACUGCUCGGCAUGCAACCAAGGAGGUUAAGGAAAAUAAGAAAGUAGUCAUUACAGUUCAUGACAAAGGGUUCAUUCAUCUAGAGCCUCAGUUUAGCCCUUUGGAAGCUGUCAAUCUACAUGAAGUCAAAAAUUUUGUCGUCGAUGUGCAGGCGUACCCAGCUCCAAAAAUGUACUGGUUGAAGGAUAAUGUGACUCUGAUUGAAAAUCUUACUGAGAUUGUUACUAGUUCAAGCAGAGUUCAGGAAACAAGGUUUCAAAGUAUACUAAAAUUGAUCCGGGCCAAGGAAGAAGAUAGUGGAUCUUAUACUUUGGUUGCUGAAAAUGAAGAUGAGAUUAAAAGAUACACCUUCUCACUGCUAAUACAAGUUCCAGCCUUGAUCUUAGACCUUGUGGAUGACCACCAUGGCUCUGCAGGGGGACAGACAGUGAGGUGCUUGGCAGAGGGGACCCCGCUUCCUGAUGUGGAAUGGCUGGUUUGCAAGGACAUUAAAAGAUGCAGCAAUGACACUUCAUGGACUCUUCUGACUAAUAACAUCUCUGAUAUACACAUGGAAGCCCAUCUGGAUGAGAAGAACAUGGUGGAAAGCCAGGUGACCUUCCAGAAAGUAGAGGAAACCCUGGCUGUGCGAUGUGUGGCAAGAAACGACCUCGGUGCUGUUACUCGGGAACUGAAACUUGUGGCUCCCACCUUGCGAUCAGAACUGACGGUGGCUGCUGCAGUCUUAGUACUGUUAGUGAUUGUGAUAAUUUCACUGAUUGUCCUGGUCAUCAUCUGGAAGCAGAAGCCAAGGUAUGAGAUAAGAUGGAGAGUCAUUGAGUCUAUCAGCCCCGACGGCCAUGAAUACAUUUAUGUGGACCCAAUGCAACUGCCUUAUGACUCCAGAUGGGAGUUUCCUCGAGAUGGGUUAGUGCUUGGUCGAAUCCUUGGUUCUGGUGCAUUUGGAAAAGUGGUUGAAGGGACUGCGUAUGGAUUGAGCCGUUCUCAACCAGUGAUGAAAGUAGCUGUGAAAAUGCUGAAACCUACAGCUAGAUCCAGUGAAAAACAGGCGCUCAUGUCUGAACUGAAGAUAAUGACACAUCUCGGGCCCCACCUGAAUAUUGUGAACCUGCUUGGAGCUUGUACAAAAUCAGGUCCUAUUUACAUCAUCACCGAAUACUGCUUUUAUGGUGAUUUGGUGAACUAUCUGCACAAGAACAGGGACAAUUUCCUGAGCCGCCACCCAGAGAAGCCCAAGAAAGAUUUGGAUAUCUUUGGGAUGAACCCAGCUGAUGAAAGCACAAGAAGUUAUGUGAUUUUAUCAUUUGAAAACACUGGAGAAUACAUGGACAUGAAACAAGCUGAUACAACCCAGUACGUGCCAAUGCUGGAAAGGAAGGAGGGAUCUAAAUAUUCUGAUAUUCAGAGAUCUGUGUAUGAUCGGCCGGCUUCAUAUAAGAAGAAAUCUUUGUCAGAAUCAGAAGUCAAAAACCUUCUUUCAGAUGACAGUUCAGAGGGCCUCAGCCUAUUGGAUUUGCUGAGCUUCACCUACCAGGUUGCACGGGGAAUGGAAUUCUUGGCUUCUAAAAAUUGCGUACACCGUGACUUGGCAGCUCGUAAUGUCCUUCUGGCUCAAGGAAAAAUCGUGAAGAUCUGUGACUUUGGGUUGGCUAGAGACAUCAUGCAUGAUUCCAACUACGUCUCCAAGGGCAGCACUUUCCUCCCAGUAAAAUGGAUGGCACCUGAAAGCAUUUUUGACAAUCUGUACACAACAUUAAGUGAUGUCUGGUCUUAUGGCAUUCUGCUGUGGGAAAUAUUUUCUCUUGGUGGCACACCGUAUCCUGGCAUGAUGGUUGAUUCUACUUUCUACAAUAAGAUAAAGAGUGGCUACCGAAUGGCAAAACCCGAUCAUGCUACCAAUGAAGUGUAUGAGAUCAUGGUGAAAUGCUGGAACAGUGAACCUGAGAAAAGACCCUCUUUUUACCACUUGAGUGAAAUUGUGGAGAGCUUGUUGCCUGGAGAGUACAAAAAGAGCUAUGAGAAGAUUCACCUGGACUUUCUGAAAAGCGAUCACCCAGCUGUCACACGCAUGAGAGGGGACUGUGACAAUGCUUACAUUGGUGUCACCUACAAGAACGAAGACAAGUUAAAGGACAGGGAGAGUGGAUUUGAUGAGCAGAGGCUGAGUGCUGACAGCGGGUACAUCAUCCCCCUGCCUGAUAUUGACCCUGUUUCUGAAGAUGAGCUUGGCAAGAGGAACCGGCACAGUUCCCAGACAUCUGAAGAAAGUGCCAUUGAAACUGGUUCCAGUAGCUCUACUUUUAUCAAGAGAGAGGAUGAGACCAUUGAGGACAUUGACAUGAUGGAUGACAUCGGGAUUGACUCCUCAGACCUCGUAGAGGACAGCUUCCUGUAAUCCCACGGACACCCUCUGACUCUGCACAUGGGGAAGCUUGCCGUGCUGUCUACAGACUUCUGCUCCACAGAGAAAACCACUUUAUUGCAAUGUCAAGGAUGUGAAGAGAAGAUGGAUUUGUACAGAGAAACUCCCAGUGAUGGGCACGGGAAUCAGCCUGAGUGUGAAUGAGAGAGACGUGUUGAAGAUGGAUUUUUUUACUGUUGCUUCUUGCAGUACUUCAUUAGCAUCUCAGUGUUGUUUGCCAUUCAAACUGGUAGGAGGGAGAAGGAAAAGGCCACAAACAGACCAGUUUUGUGUUUCAAGGGCAUUCCUGUGACUUUGAUGUAUAGAAUUUCCACUGCAGCAAUACUUCACCAUUGUAAUUAUGUAAAUAACUGUCUACUCAAGGAUCUUCUGAGGUGCACAUUGAACACACUCCAUGGAUUUUAGAAGAGAUUGCUCAUGAAUUUUGUGUACUUCCUCCCUCAAUCUCAAUGUCAGCUGCUGUUGAACUAUCAUGUGAAUUGAAGAACAUGCAAAAACCACUUUUGGACCAAAAGGGUCUGAAACCACAAAAAAACUGACCAGUACUAAAAACAUGUUACUUUUAACCAUUAAUGCAAGGGGAAUAAUAAUAAUAAUAAUUAAAAAACAGUCUAUAAUAGGUGUUAGAAACCUAGCAAGUCUUUAUUAACUAUAGAAGAUAGCUGUUUUCAUGAUAAUACUACUACUGUUUUCAGUAACACUAAGUGUGUAUUUUAUAAUUCAUUGUCCUUCAGUAAAAGCACAGUCUCAAGAAAUUUUAUACAGUACGAUAAAAAAAAAUCUGACCUGAAAAAUUUUAUGAAACAAUCCUUUUAUCUGGCUGUGCAGAGUAUGGUAAUUGCUCUGAUUAGCUAAAACUACUUUAAUACGGAGAAAAAUUUGGAUCUUAUAGUACACUAAGAUUUAGUUUUUUAUCAUGAACUGAGUAGCUUUUCUAAUCAGAUGUACUAGAAGCAGUUAUUGUCCUGCAAUUAAGUGAAGUUAUUUUUUUUUUUUUAAUUUAAAUUUAUGCCAGAUUUCCAGGAUGGAAAUUAUCGUAAACCACCAGCAACUUCCCAUUGUUUAGCAUUUCAUGUGUACUCAAAAGAAAUCUUAUCCUGGGUUUAGCUGUGAAGAAUCAAUUUGAUAUUUGAACUGCUCAAGGAACAAAGACAUCUCUCCCAGCCUCGAGCUCCAGAUUAAAUAAGCAGAAAUAAUUUUGCAACAAGUAUCCUUGUCUUAGUUUUCAGGUUUAAACAAGAGCAGAAAUCUCUGAUUUAUUAUCUUUGCAGACUAAUUACAAAUGGUAAUUGCUUCCAAGUGUGCUUUUUGGAAGAAGGUGCAUGAAAAUGAACCUGAUCUCAGCCUGCAAUAGUUAUUUUUGACACCACUUAUAUGAACAAAGUAUUAUGAUUACUGCUAUCACUAUACAAUGUGUUAUUGAUAUAUGAUGUUUUGGAAGACUUACAUGUGAAAAAAGGUACAUCACUGCAAAGGGCCCCAUACUUUCUUGUGCUCAGCUUUCAAACUUAACCCUAAUUCAGUGUGAUAAGCACCUCACAGGAGUGCUCAGCAUCUGGCAUGACACAAUCAAUGCAAAUGUGGUGUAAGUUCAUCCCUGUGUUGCAGCAUUUUUCCUAGUAAGUGUGAAAAAUGGACCAGCAGUGACUACAGCACAUGCUGCCUGGAUCUGAACAACAAACUAAAGUUUAGCUUGAAAUGGCCCUCAGGAAAGCUACACAACUCCCCUUGGCUUCGCUUGUGAAUGGUUGUGGAUCAAACGAAAGCAAAUGUAAUAUUGUCAGUGUUAAAGGCAAAUAAUUCUGGACCUGGGUUUCAAAACGUCACCUGGCUGAGGCCACGUACAAAUGUUCUGCAGAUGUGGAAACACGACCUGAAGCGAGGCACCUGCAUUUCCAACCCUGGUGAUGGCUGACAAUCAGAAUGAACCAAGAGCAAUGGCGCAUCCUCCAUUUCCUGUAGUCAACAGACCAAGACUGAGUGUCUUUCUGGGAGCUAUGCUUUAGCCAAACACGCCACUGAGCUCUGUAUGGGGACAACUGUGAAACAUAAAGACUCUUGAUAUAGCCAGGACACACAAGAUGAUGUAAAGCCCCCCUCCAGCUAUGAACUAUGAUUUGAGGAAACACAAAUUGUCUAUUGGAUAUCCCAGAUAUCUGAAUGGCCACUUGAGACCACACGUGCCUUAAUUUGCAUGUGUAAUCGUUACAACUACAUGCUCAAAUUAGGCAAGCAAUUUCACCUGCAUUUUUGCACAUGGCCUAGUGUUCUUCAGGGUUUGAAAAUCAGGCCCAGCACAUUUUAUUUACCAGUUACUGGAAUACAAGGACAUUUUCAUGUGGUCUCCCCUUCCCCUCACUGGUUUCAUUCUGUAUCGCACAACACAUCUUGGGGCUAGACCCAAACAGUGGAAGCGAACCAGAGCCAGCUCACUUUCCAAUGCAUGGGAAUGAUAAUUUUCCAUCCUCUCAUGAAUAUUGUGUACAUGAAUUUCAUCUGUGACAGGGGUCUAGCCUAACCCAGUUCAUUUCAGAGUGGAAUCAGAUAAGCUGGCCUGGAAACUAGAAUGAGAGGCGGAGGAUGAUUCCUUUAGUUUUACAACAUUUUCAGUACUACCGACUUUUUCUUUUAUGGCUUAAUUUUUGAGAAGCCACUGGAAGAGAUAUUCCCAAACCUUUUUCUAGGGUAAUUGUAUAAUGACAAUCAACAUUAGCCUAUGAAACACAGCUUUUGAUUUGGAAUGGCCAACCAAUCCCUUACAGUGUGGUCUUCAACUGUACAAAAAGGUCCUAUUUCAUGAUGAAGGACGUGAGAUAUGGUGAUGUUAUACAUCAAUAUGUAUAUAAGUAUUUUUAUAUAGACUUCUAGAAUACUGCCAAAACAUUUAUGACAGCUAUAUCACUGCCUUUGUUUAUAUUUUUUUUUUACUGUGAUAUAUUCCACAGGCACGUUAACUGUUGCACUUUGAAUGUCCAAAAGUUAUAUUUUAGAAUAAUAAAAAAGGAAGUGUUUCCAAAAUGGUGGCUGUUGUGAAAUGUUUGAAGAAGGGCAAACUGGCCUGAGUGAUGGUAGGCACAAAAUGUAUUACAAAAUGCCCCUGUUGAUAUUUUGUCUUUGAAAAAAAAAAUCCUGUAAAUUAAGAUCUCUAUAUUUCAAUAAAUGAUAUAUAAUUUAA
Molecule: messenger RNA, 6965 nt
Organism: Cygnus olor (mute swan)
Lineage: Eukaryota; Metazoa; Chordata; Aves; Anseriformes; Anatidae
Gene: PDGFRA
Product: platelet derived growth factor receptor alpha
Exons: 24
Coding region: 383-3763 (1126 amino acids)
Biological process (GO): positive regulation of kinase activity; embryonic cranial skeleton morphogenesis; protein phosphorylation
Cellular component (GO): signaling receptor complex
Molecular function (GO): ATP binding; platelet-derived growth factor alpha-receptor activity; platelet-derived growth factor binding
Source: RefSeq, a predicted model, not a curated record